AUGCUGUCAUUAGAUCUAGACGAUACUAAAUACAUGAUCUGCGGUCUGUGCAUCAAACAGUUGGAGUCGUGUCAAAGGUUUAAAGAACAGGUGAUAGUCUCGCUGAGGACGCUAGAAGCCAGCACUAGAAUUAAGAUUAACCGUGUGAAAGAGGAAAUAAAUCCAGCGAUUAGACUGACUAGCGGUUCUGAUGUUGAAGACUCAGAUGUGAAAGGAAUUCUUUUUGGUGAUAUCAAACAGGAAUCGUUGCAUGAUAGUGAUUUUGAUGAACACAGCGUAUUAAACGACAUACUCAUAAAGCACGACCCGGAUGAACUAAAAUCACGGCGCUCCAGAAGAAGCACAUUAAUGACCAAAAAGAAAGUGUCUUAUUCGGUGCGAAAACAAGCGGAAUUAAAAGAAACUGAAAGGAUGUUAAAACGUGGACUAUUCCCGUUUAAAAUCGGCAAAAACCAGACAUACUCGUGCGCGAUCUGCCCAGAAAAAUCUACAGUUUUGGACGAUAUUAAAACCCACAUAACAGAUCAUAAUAUAGCUAACAUACACGUCGCCUUCAAGAAAACUAUGACCAACCAACAAAGGUUCUACAAAUAUUCGACCAAACUGAAAUGCAAAUUAUGCAAAGACGACAUAAGAGAUUACGUUACUCUGAAGAACCAUAUCGAUUCUUGCAUCAGAAGCAAUACGAAAUGCAACAAUCUGCCUUUCAAAUUAGAAAAAGACCAAUUAGACUGUCCUAUUUGCAAGAAAACGUUCCUAAACUUCGUCAGUCUAAACACACAUAUGAAUGUCCAUUACCCAAACCACGUUUGUGAUAAUUGCGGCAAAGCAUUCGCCUCAAAAGCAAGACUUCGCGGUCACAUGAGGACCCACGAAAUCGGGGAUUUUCCGUGCAGAUACUGCGACCAAAUCUUCGAUAGAGUGACGAAACGAGAGAACCACGUCAGCAAAGAACAUAAAUCAGGAAUUAGAUACGCUUGCAAACGCUGUAAUAUAUCUUUAACCUCUUUCUACGCUCGGCAGAAACAUUUAGCUGAAGUUCACAACGAAGAACUCAAGAGAUAUAAAUGUAAAGCCUGCACUCAAAGCUACAUAACGCCGGGACAUCUAUCAAGUCACGUACGAAGAGAUCAUUUAAACGAAAGGAAUCAUAAAUGCACUAAAUGCGACCAGGCCUUCUAUACAAGAAAUUCCUUGAAGAUGCACAUGAUCAAACAUGAUGGUGAACGUAUACACACUUGCAAUAUUUGCAAUAAGUCAUAUCAAAGGAAAAAAACAUUACGAGAACAUAUGCGGAUACAUAAUAAUGAUAAAAGAUUCGUUUGUCCGGUCUGUGGAAGAGCGUUUACCCAGAAAUGCACGCUGAAAGGUCAUUUAAAGGUGCACGAACGAAGAUUGGAAGAUAAUGUGCAGCCAUCCAUACAAAUAUAA
Danaus chrysippus (African queen) is the source of this 1431-nucleotide messenger RNA. The record is from the annotation of a GenBank genome assembly. Lineage: Eukaryota; Metazoa; Arthropoda; Insecta; Lepidoptera; Nymphalidae.